ACUGGGUAGUGAGGUCUCCCAGCCCUUUUGGCCCGGGCGCCCUCCUGGGGGGAGGGGCCAACGAUCCAGGCUCCGCCCCUGAGCGCGGAUACUGGGUAGUGUGGGAGGGAAUUCUUUAAAAUUACGUGGGGCGUCUCAGGAGAGGAGUGAGGGGGCUCUAAGAUCUCCUGGAAAGGGCAGAGCCAAGACCUCUGAGGAUCUUCCUUGUACCCACUCCACUUUCUCCUCCAACCGGGACGUCCAGACCGAGGGACACACAGGCACUGCUGUCUACAACGCAGGCAAUGGAGCUGCGGAGGCGAGACUACCAUGUGGAACGGCCACUGUUAAAUCAGGAGCAGUUGGAGGAACUGGGGCACCAGGGCUCAGUGCCUGGGACCCACCAGUGGCGAACCUGGUUGCAGUGUUCCCAUGCGCGAGCCCGUGCUCUUCUGCUCCAAUGGCUCCCAGUUUUGGCCUGGUUGCCCCAGUAUCCUGUCCGUGACUGGCUCCUAGGUGACUUGUUAUCUGGCCUGAGUGUGGCCAUCAUGCAGCUUCCACAGGGCUUGGCCUAUGCUCUCCUGGCUGGGUUGCCCCCUGUGUUUGGCCUCUACAGCUCCUUUUACCCUGUCUUAAUCUACUUCCUGUUUGGCACUUCCCGGCACAUCUCCGUGGGGACCUUUGCUGUCGUGUCUGUGAUGGUGGGCAGUGUGACAGAAUCCUUGGCCCCAAAUGAGAGAUACCUGCAGGCAUCAAACUCCACGGUGAACGAGACGGCCAGAGAUGCCGACCCGGUGCAGGUGGCCUCCACUCUUAGUGUCCUGGUUGGCCUCUUCCAGGUGGGGCUAGGUCUGGUCCACUUCGGCUUUGUGGUCACCUACCUGUCAGAACCUUUGGUCCGUGCGUAUACCACAGCUGCUUCCGUGCACGUCUUUGUCUCACAGCUCAAGUAUGUGUUUGGCCUCCAUCUGAGCAGCCACUCUGGGCCACUGUCACUCAUCUAUACAGUGCUGGAGGUCUGCUGGAAGCUGCCCCAGAGUGUGGUCGGCACUGUGGUCACUGCAGCUGUGGCAGGGGUGGUGCUCGUGGUGGUGAAGCUAUUGAAUAACAAGCUACAGCAGCAUCUGCCUAUACCAAUACCCGGGGAACUGCUCACGCUUAUUGGGGCCACAGGCAUCUCCUAUGGUGUGGGCCUGAAGCACAGAUUUGGGGUGGAUGUUGUGGGCAACAUUCCUGCAGGACUGUUGCCCCCAAAGGCCCCCAGCCCCAAGCUGUUCACAAAGCUUUUGGGAAAUGCCUUCACCAUUGCUGUGGUUGGAUUCGCCAUUGCCAUCUCACUGGGGAAGACCUUCGCCCUGAGGCAUGGCUACCGGGUCGACAGCAACCAGGAACUGGUAGCCCUUGGCCUCAGUAACUUCGUCGGGGGCAUCUUCCAGUGCUUCCCUGUGAGCUGUUCUAUGUCUCGGAGCCUGGUGCAGGAGAGCUCUGGGGGCAACACACAGGUUGCUGGAGCUGUCUCUUCCCUUUUUAUCCUCCUCAUCAUCAUCAAACUCGGGGAACUCUUCCAGGACCUGCCCAAGGCAGUCCUGGCAGCCACCAUUAUCGUGAACCUGAAGGGCAUGCUGAUGCAAUUCACUGACAUAUGCUCCCUCUGGAAGGCUAAUCGAGCAGAUCUGCUCAUCUGGCUGGCAACCUUUGUGGCCACCAUCCUGCUAAACCUGGACCUUGGCCUUAUGGUUGCAGUAGUCUUCUCCCUGCUGCUCCUGGUGGUCCGGACACAGCUGCCCCACUACUCUGUCCUGGGGCAGUUGCCAGGCACAGACAUUUAUAGAGAUGUGGCAGAGUACUCAGAGGCCAGAGAGGUCCCGGGUGUGAAGAUCUUCCGCUCCUCAACCACCGUGUAUUUUGCCAAUGCUGAGUUCUACAGUGAUACACUAAAACAGAGGUGUGGUGUGGAUGUUGACCACCUCAUCUCCCAGAAGAAGCUGCUGCUCAGGAAGCAGGAGCAGCUAAGGUUGAAACAAGUGCGGAAAGAGAAGAAGCUUCAGAAACAGGCUGCCUCCUCCAAGGACACCUCAGUUUCCAUUAAUGUCAACACCAGCCUCAAAGACAUCAAGAGCCACAAUUUGGAGGACUCCAAACCCAAGCAGGUGAGCCCAGGGAAUAAAUUAGAAGACACAGCAUCCAGUGGUCAAGAAGAUGCCAAGGCCCCAGACAUGUCCACACUGAAGGCCCUAGGCCUGCCUCAGCCAGACUUCCAUAGCCUUGUUCUGGACUUGGGUGCCCUCUCCUUUGUGGACACCGUGUGCCUCAAGAGCCUGAGGAAUAUUUUCCAUGACUUCCAAGAGAUCGAGGUGGAAGUGUACAUGGCAGCCUGCCACAGCCCUGUGAUCACCCAGCUAGAGGCUGGACAUUUCUUUGAUGCAUCCAUCACUAAGAAGCAUCUGUUUGCCUCUGUCCAUGAUGCUGUCACUUUUGCCCUCCAACACCCGAAGUCUGGCCCAGACAGCCCUGUUUUGGUCACCAAACUCUGACCAUGCUGCCACCCUACCUCAGACUGCCUACCUCUUUCUGGAGGCUGUGAUGAGGUGCUUUUGACAAGCCCCCCACCCCUGGGCUGCCUCCAGGUGCCACCCAGGAGUCCCCUUCAUGCAUACAUACACAUAUCUCAGGGAUGGAGAUCCUGGGACUCCAAGUCAGUGUUCCAGGCCUGGGACAGUUAGGUUGGCACUGCCCAAAUGUGGGAAGGGAGCUGAUACAUGGAUGUAUUCAACCUCAGGAAUAAAGACUUGCCCUCCCAA
Otolemur garnettii (small-eared galago) is the source of this 2780-nucleotide messenger RNA. It is a transcript of the gene SLC26A6, whose product is annotated as solute carrier family 26 member 6. Lineage: Eukaryota; Metazoa; Chordata; Mammalia; Primates; Galagidae. The transcript is spliced from 21 exons. The record is from RefSeq and is a predicted model, not a curated record. Gene Ontology annotation, biological process: transmembrane transport. Bases 285 to 2513 code for a protein of 742 amino acids. Gene Ontology annotation, cellular component: membrane. Gene Ontology annotation, molecular function: oxalate transmembrane transporter activity; secondary active sulfate transmembrane transporter activity; bicarbonate transmembrane transporter activity.